UACAGUCUGGUCAUUUUAGAGUGGGAAACUUAUGACGUCAGAGUCACCGCCGUUUAAAACAACCUGCCUCUGCUGCUGACGUCUUUUAUACUACUUUUUUAUAAGGCAAAAAUAUGUAUCUGACAACAAAGUCAUUAUUGUAGACAAAGAUAACCUGCAUCACCUUUAAUGCAUUUAUUUAUUUCCGAGAGACUUUUGGAAAGAAAAAGGAAAGCUCUAAGAUUGUCGUGCUUUAUUUAUUUUUUAUUUUUUCCCCUUGAAAGGCGUAUGAGUGGGGGGCAUUUUACACAAAUUAAACAUGCUACUCUGCUUCGCCCUAUAAGCAUCCUAGGAGCCUGUGCUUACCAAUCAAUUGGUACAGUCAAACAGAGCCGCAGCCUGCGUUAGAGUGGAGACCUUCAGUCUCGCUUUAUUUCUGGAUAUUGGGGGACCUCUCUACCAUGUCAUAUCCACAAUUUGGAUAUCCCUAUUCGUCUGCUCCACAAUUCCUGAUGACAACCAACUCCCUGACCACUUGCUGCGAGUCCACCGGCAGAUCUAUAGCCGACUCCGGAGUAGCGGCGUCCGGCCAGACCCCGGUGUACUGCCCGGUGUAUGAGAGCCGGCUGCUGGCCACGGCGAGGCAUGAGCUCAGUUCAGCCGCUGCGCUGGGCGUGUACGGAAACCCCUACACAGGCGGCCAAGGCUAUGGGAAUUACGUUACAUACGGAACGGACGCCUCGGCUUUCUACUCGCUGGGUACAUUCGAUACUAAAGAUGCUACAGCUUCUGCGCAUGCGGGAAUAACCCAAGCGACAGCCUACUAUCCUUAUGAUCCUACCUUGGGACAGUAUCAGUAUGACAGAUAUGGUUCCAUGGAUGGGGGAACAAGGCGGAAGAACGCCACACGUGAAACGACCAGCACACUGAAGGCCUGGCUGCAGGAACACAGGAAGAACCCGUACCCAACUAAGGGUGAGAAGAUAAUGCUGGCCAUCAUCACCAAGAUGACCCUGACGCAGGUGUCCACCUGGUUCGCAAACGCCAGGAGGAGGCUCAAGAAGGAGAACAAGAUGACAUGGCCGCCCAGAAACAAGGGCUCAGAGGAAAAAAGAUAUGACGAGGAUGAGGAUGGGUCUCAGGAGGAGCAGAUAAAAAGCGAGAACAAUGAGGAUGAGACCAGAAGUCGGGCUGAUAAGGACCUUCAGUUGAGCGAUUUGGACGAUUUCGACACACUGGAAUCUGAGAGCUCGGAGUGUGAGCUCAAACACCGAUACCACAUCAACACACACAUGUCAACAACGACCGACUGCCCAAGUGAGCACAUCAUCAAAGACGCAUCUCUCAAAAUCUCCAUCCCCGUUUCUCUCGGAGGGGAGGAUUUGAACAAAAGUUGUCUCAAAACAAACCCGGAGGACUUUCCAUCCGAUAACAGACAGCAGGCAAAAACAUGCUAUAACCAGCAACAACAGCAACAACAGCAACAGCAUCAAGUAUUAGACGGCAAACCCCGAAUUUGGUCUUUGGCCCAAACUGCGACAUCUCUGAACCAGACUGAGUACCCGUCCUGUAUGCUGAGGUGCCAGCCGCCGCCCCCCUCCUCCCUCACCCCGUCCCCCGCCGCUACCUCACCCGUCACCGGCCUGGACAACAGGCAGGACUCGCCGGUCACGACCCUGAGAAACUGGGUCGACGGGGUUUUCCACGACCCCUUGUUCAGGCACAGCACUCUGAGCCAGGCACUGACCAACACCACCGUCUCUUGGACCACAAACACCAAAGGUACCAUUCUGGAGGCAGAGCGCAGCGCGGUGCAGGCCUUACAGCAGCACCAGGACUCCCCCAAAGACAGUGCCAUGAGUUUCCCAAAAACUAUCAACAAACUCUUCUGCUCAUAACAAAACCAAAUGCAAAAAAAAAAAAAAAAAAAAAAAAAAAAAAGAGAGGGACUUUUGUAACCGGCUCCAAGUCGGGUGGAAAAGUCUUACAGGCUCCGUCUCCAUGUUUCUCUCAUUCUAUUUUAUUCGUUUUUACGCAGUUAUAUAUGCUGUUACAUUGGCGUUACACAAGUGAAAUAUCCGGAUCCGUUUGGCUUUGAUUUAAGGCACGCACAAAAACUUAUCAAAAUGUAUAACUGAAAGUUUACAUGUUGAGAAAAAAAAAAUAAUAGAAGUUUACAUUUUUAUUUUGAUCCUUUUUGUUUUCCUAUGCGCAUGCAAAUGUAAUUGAAUAUUAUUUAGGACUCAGCAGUUGAGUAUCACUAUUAAAGGAAGAAAAAGUCUCACAAAUGCACAGCUCUCUUAAGAACUGAAUGAGGGCGUUUCAACUUUGUUCACUGAAAAUAAAAACAGUCCGUUUCUUAAAAAAAAAUAAAUAA
Sphaeramia orbicularis (orbiculate cardinalfish) is the source of this 2356-nucleotide messenger RNA. RefSeq names its product iroquois homeobox 4a (gene irx4a). The transcript is spliced from 5 exons. Gene Ontology annotation, biological process: regulation of transcription by RNA polymerase II; neuron differentiation; cell development. Gene Ontology annotation, molecular function: RNA polymerase II cis-regulatory region sequence-specific DNA binding; DNA-binding transcription factor activity, RNA polymerase II-specific. The coding region runs from base 441 to 1877 and encodes 478 amino acids. Gene Ontology annotation, cellular component: nucleus. Lineage: Eukaryota; Metazoa; Chordata; Actinopteri; Kurtiformes; Apogonidae. The record is from RefSeq and is a predicted model, not a curated record.